Molecule: messenger RNA, 9051 nt
Organism: Cinara cedri
Lineage: Eukaryota; Metazoa; Arthropoda; Insecta; Hemiptera; Aphididae
Source: the annotation of a GenBank genome assembly
AUGAUCGAACAAAGAAAAAUAAACGGGGAUUUACGAAAAGAAAGAACAACGUGUACAUUCGACGUAGAAGAGUUGACGAAUUACUUAGACGGUGGCGCGGAGGUCACCAGAAAAAGACGGAAAUUCGGUACCUACCUAAUGUGACUAAAUUUUAUAUACAAUCUGAAAUUAUAUAUACUCGCUCAUUUUCAGUGAACUUUUUCUUAAACGAUUCGAGUUUUAAAAACGACGUACCCGGAGAAUAUUUAAGCCACCAAGAACUCUACGAAGAAACGAUACGAAAAGUUUGCAUUCUGUUCGAUAAAAUUAAAAAAUGGUCGAUAUUGAACAACGAUACGGACGACAUUUAUUUGUAUGUUUAUGCGUGCAAUAUGUUUGUGUGUUAUAAUACUGUAAUGUAUUAUAAAUACUGUCAGUACUUAAAACGUUCAGUUUAUUACCAGUGGCGCUGACAUUAGUUUUUAGAGGUGGGGUAAAGCCGGUAGCGUUCCCAAGAACUUCCAAUGGGAGGGGGGUUGGGUAAUUUCUAGAAAAAUAUCUAAGAAGCUAUCAGCGCACACCCCUUUAGUUAUGAAAUUCACUAUUAUUUUAGAUUCUGAGUGGAGCGAGGAAUGUAUUUGUUUUACAAUGAUGUUUAUUUAUUAUUUUUUUUGGAAACAUUUUUUUUUAUUAGAAAGCAUAAUCCGAUUAUCAAGUAUAACAUUUUUUAUGAAAGUAAAUGUUCUCUGGUGGUAAAUUAAAAAGGACAUUUUUUUGAAAUUCUCAUUAAUAUUUGAGAUAAUGAGGAAAAGCCGGAUUUUUAGAUUAAAAAAUGUUGACAAAUUAAAAAUAAGGUUGUCAGUGACAACAGUUUUUAUUAUUUUAAUCUUUUUUAAACAAUCAUUGUUUUCAUGGAAACGUGCAUUGUUGUUAUUAUUUUACUAUAAUAUGACAUAUAUAUUGUUACAAAGCAACACAAUCAACUGAACUCAGAAUCGGUUUUUCGUUAGCAAUGGUUUAUCGUUGCUUACAAAUAUACAUUAAAUUCUCGUCUAUAUUCUACCUUUCCAACUUCCCACCUACAACAGUGGCCACGCCCACAUGUGAAGUAUGGUAAAAUAAUUACAACAAUGUGCGUUUCCAUGACAACAGUAAUUAUUCAAAAAAUAUAAAAUAAUAAAAACUUAAUAAUAACAAAAAAUAAAUAAAACCGGUUGUCACUGACAGCCUUAUUUUUAAUCUUUCAAUCUUUUUUAACUUAAAGAACCAGGUUUUCCUCAUUAUCUCGAAUAUUAAUGAGAAUAUCAAAAAAUGAUCUAUUUUAAGUACCACCCAUAGAACAUUUCUUUUCUGUAAAAGUGCUAUACUUAGAAAUCAGAGUAAGCUUUCUGGUAAAAAAAAGUGUUCACAUAAAAAAAAAAAAAAACAUCUUUGUAAAACUAAGACAUUAUUCUAAACUUAAAAUUAAAAAAAAAAAAAUUGCAAAAUUUAACGCACUUUUUAUUUUUAAUAAUUUAUCAAUAAUUUGUUGGUGCAAUAAAUAUAUUUAUAUUGUAAUUGUAAAUAUAAACGAUACGACACGACAAUGAAUUUUCACAUUUAUUACAAAUUUAAAAAGAAUUAAUUGCAAAAAAAAAAAAAAAUUGGAGUACUCCCAUCCGCAGAGAUUCCGUUUCAGGAAAGUUUGGUAGAUAAUAAAACCAUGGAUAUCGAAACCAUAUAAAAUCAUUUUACAGUUUAAGGUUCAGCUAUUUGAAAAGGUAUAAGUGACUAAAUUUAUCAGACAUUUUUUUCGACUCAACCAAAGAUAAAAAAUAUGCGGAUAACGAGGGAUUACUGUAUUUUAUAAUGUUAGGUAUUAAACACAUAGAACGUUAGAUAUUAGACCAAUACCCAAUAAAGGUUAUUUAACGAUUAUUUGACAAACACGUAAUUUACAGAAAAAUGUUUACGGUUAUUGACAUUGAAAUAAUAUGUUAAAACUAGUUGUCUCGCGCCCGACGUCCGUGCCAAUUUGUAUUAUUAUUAUUUUACCCAUAUUCAUUUUUGGUUUUGGCCGUGUCAGAAUUGAAUGAAAACAAAUAGGUCAAAAGUGGAUAGUCCAUAUUCAGCGGACUAAAAGUAUUCUAUUGUGAAAUUUUAAUAGUGUAAAUAAUAAUAAUAAUAAUAUUAAUAUUAUAAUAUAAUAGUUUUCUUUUCUGUAACACCAAGGUAACCCUUGAAUAAACAAAAAUAAAUAAAUAAGCAAUUAGAUACUAAAUAUACGGUACUUUAAGGUACUAAAUAUACCUUAAAAAUCUCCUAGGGGUUGAAUUUUCAAAAAUCCUUUCUUAACGGAUGCCUACGUCAUCUAUCAGUUAUCUGUGUGCCAAAUUUCAAACCGAUCCAUCCAGUGGUUUGGGCUAGGCGAUGAUGAAUCAGUUAGUCAGUCAGGACAUGUUAUACAUAUAGAUAAUAUAACAUGAAAUUCAAAACUAUCUAAAAAAAAAAAUCCAAAGGGCAUAUACUCUAUAUGCCUUUUGAAAUAUAAAAAUUGUAUUUUCUAAAAAUCAAAAUGUUUUAAGACAUUAAAUCUAUAAUGUUAUUACAUUGCUAUGUAAAAUAUUAUAUUGUUAAACUAUACAGCAGUCACAUUUUUAAAUAGUAUACUCAAAAUAAUAAACGCCAUUAUCAGUAAUAUAUCUAAUUUAGAGACUUCUUUUUAAGAACAUUUAAAUCUAUAUAAAAUAUACAAACAUUUUUUAUACAACAUUAGAUAUAUUUGGCAAUACGGAAUAGAUACGGCAAUUAUGAAACAAAAUAUACCACUCGACGUUCACGUUACUAUGUUUUUGCCAACUCUAAUUGGCCAAGGUACUCCUGAACAACAAAGCGAAUGGGUUCCACGUGCCUUGUCUAACGAAAUUUUGGGUACGUACGCUCAGGUAAUAUUCAAUCAAAUUUAUACCUCAUAUAUACCAUACAUUUAUUUAUACAUUGUACGUUUUCGAUUCCUAAAAAGUUUUAAAUAUUUAAUAUUGUGGUAAUUGUAGCCAAUUAUUUUUAAAACUGGAUACAUUAAAUUUAUCUAAUUAUACUAGAAAUAUUUUUUGUGACAUGAUCACAUUUAUGAAAGUAAACUAAAAGUUUAUAGUAAUUAUCCCUUCCUAUAAAGUCAUUUGACGAAUUUAAAAUAAGUUAUCCGUGAAUUAAUAUUAUUUAUAGACAAACAAAAAAAUAACUUACCGAUAAAUUUGCCAAAAAAACCGAUAACAUCAACAUAAAGUAGGUACAAACUAUAAUCACAACAUCAGUAGUAUCUUUUCAGUGUCUAAAUGACGUCUGAUCUGGUUUACAAAAUCACCAUUUAUGGUAACUCAAACAGAUUGUUUCGUGUUACUAUAUUAUAAAUAAUUAUCAUAAAUGUAUAAAUUAAAGUUAAUUUUAAUAGCUAAACUCUAACUGAUAAAACUAAGAAAAAUAUUUUACACUUAGACUGAACUUGGCCAUGGAACUUUUAUUCGAGGUUUGGAGACUACGUCCACAUACGAUUCGGCUACAGAAGAGUUUAUUUUGAACAGUCCGACGUUAACUUCGUACAAAUGGUGGCCCGGUGGACGUACGUUUUUGUGUUGCACAAAUUGUGCAUAUCGUUUGAUUCACAUUGAACUUGACAAAACUUUAAUUUCAGUGGGUCAUAGUUGUAAUUACGCAGUAGUUCUCGCUCAACUUUAUACCCAAGGAAUACAUCGAGGGCUACAUUCGUUUAUUGUACAGAUCCGAGAUUCAGAAACGUGGAUACCAUUGCCAGGUGCGAGUAUUCUAAUAAUGUUACAUGUGUCCGGGUUCGUUGUUAAUUUUUAUUUUUUAUUAUACUUCAAUGUCUAGUAUAAAUUAAUGAAAAAAUAUUACUGUACAUUUUUAAGUAAAAAAUAAUAUUCUGAUAUUUACUCAUAUGUCAUGAUUAUAAUAUUUAUACUAUUUAUUAAUUUAUGAGUAAGUAACUCUAAAACAAUUUUAGUAAAACAUAAUAUUUUACAAUAUAACGGUAUGACAGAUCAAUUACCUUGUUAUUUAGUCAUUUUAAAAAUAUAAGUUACAAUUUCUAUAUAAAUUAUUCUUAAAUGUUUAUUAGGAAUUAAAAUUGGUGAAAUUGGUAGUAAAUUUGGCAUGAACUCGGCUAAUAAUGGAUACUUAGCAUUUGAUAACGUCAGAAUACCUCGGAAGCAAAUGUUGAUGAAAAAUUCCCUAGUUCACAAGGUUUGGUAUAUAUCUGAAUUAAGACCCAAAGUUAUAAAUAAAAAAAUUAUUUUGUUCAUUUAGAAUGGAGCCUAUGAAAAAUCGUCUCACGAAAAAUUAAUGUACGGUGCUAUGGUAUUCGUUCGAGUACUGAUUGUCAGAAGUUUAGUUACCCAUAAUUUAUUUAAAUCGGUUACUAUAGCGGUAAGGUACAGUGCGAUUCGAAGACAGUCAAAACUAAAAUCAGGGUAGUUAAAAUAUAUAUAAUAUAUAUAUUUCAGUACUAUGAUAUUAAUUAAUAAAAUGCGUUUUCAGUAAUAGCGAAUCUCAAAUCUUGGAUUAUCAAACACAACAGUAUAAAUUGUUUCCAGUUAUUGCAACGGCUUUAGUGUAUAAAUUUGCUGCACAAUGGUUAUGGGAGAAAUAUUCUACAGUGACAUCAGAAUUAGCUGCCGGUGAUUUAAAACAUUUACCAGAGGCUAGUUUAAUUUAAUUUUCUUUAAAAAUAAAACAAUUUUCGGUGUAAUUUCUAAAUAGUAUAAAAUAAAUUCACUAUCCACGUUUGCCUGUUAGUGUACUUAGUUUUUCUAAACUACACAACGGAUUUCGAUAGAGAUUCAUUAUCAUUUAGAGCAGUUAUUCUCAAAGUGGCCAAUAGUGCCCAUUGUGGGUGGUAGUGGCCUUCAGGGAGGUGGUAGUAGGCCCAAAGAAAUUUUGGAGGCAUUGAGUUAGGUUUAGUGGGCGAUAGCUGACUAAAAACUGCACGAAAAAUUUUUUUGAGCUAUGGUUCUGUACAAAAACGAAUUUAUGAGAUAGCUGAAAAUAUUGAAGAAUCAUUGUGCAAUAAACUGAAGACAAUCAAUCAAUGAAUCAAUUUUCAAUUCAGUCGGAUGAGUCCUUAUUACUAACUAAUGACACAUUAUUGUUGGCAUACGUGCGGUUUAUAUAAAAUGAGAAAAUAUGCCAAGAACUAUUAUUUACAAAAAGAAUAGAGACAAAUUCUAAAACCAGUUGCUAAUGACAACCUUAUUUUUAAUAUUUUUGAUUUUGAUCGGAGCCAGGAAUUUAUUGGUUUUACAAUCAUGUUUUUUUUUUAUUAUUAUUAUAUUUUUUUUACGUGAAAAAUUUCUACUAGAAAGCUUACACCGAUUAUCAAGUAAAGUGCUUUUUCGGAAAGGAAAUGUUCUCUGGGUCAAGACUAUCAAUUGAAUUUAGCUUAGAACCGUUUUUUUGUUAGCAAUGGUUUAUCGUUGGUUAUAGAUAUACAAUAAAUUCGAGUACAUAUACUACUUUCCCAACUUCCCACCUACAACAGUGACUGCAUCUACGUGCGAAGUAUGUCCGUCCUUUUUUUUUAUCUUUAUUUGGUCUUCAUUUGGGACAUUCUUGCUUAACGGACAUCUAUGGUUCUUAGAUAGUCUCUUUGUAUGCAGUUAUUUUUCUGAAUUGUCUGUGGUAUUUCAUCUGAAAUUAUAACUAUGUUUUCGAUUCAUAUUUUGGUGUGAUCGUUUUUUUACUGCUGCUCGUAUUUUCUUAAAAAUAUCCUCUACAGAGAGUUCGGUGCCAUGUGUGAUUGAUGUUUUUAGAUGUAGGAAUGAUUCAUCCUUGAUUAAUAAUUAAUUUACACUUAAUUCGAUUUAUUUGACUGUUUGCGGUAAGGAAAGAUAUUAUUUGGAUAGUUAGACAGUUUCAUCAGUAUUGGAUUAUGAUCUGAUGUGCUAGUUCGUUUGAUUUGUUGUGUGUACUAGAAGAAGUAUUAUAUUUUUAAUUUAAAGAACCACUUUUUACUCAUAACCUCGAAAAUUAAUGAGAAUAUCUAAAAAUUCUACUAAUAUACUUCAACCCCCGACCCUCACAUAAAUAAUUACCAGCGCUGGUUUAUCUUUCGUAGUAGAUGUAGAUAAACGAAAAAAUAUUUACUGGCAUAAAAUUAAUGAGUUAUAGUAUAAAGAUUUGGGAAAAUAUUAUAGAAAAAUAAAUUAAAAGUGAAACAUCAAUACCUAGGGAUGAAUUUAGUUUUAUUCCAGGGUAAUCAAUGAUGUAUCCAAUGCUUUUUGAGAAAAAAAUUGUAGAAACAGAGAGAGAAGAAAAACAUAUAUACAGCUAGAUUUAAGAAAGCGAGUACGGAAUAGGAGAAGAGAGUCUCUGCUUUGGGUGUUGAUGAGAAAAGAAGUUUUGAAAUCAUGUUUUAGUUUGAUAAAUGAUACGCAUAAAGAUUCAAAUACGAGUGUAAAAAGUAUGUAUUGUGUAACGGAAGAUUUUGGUGAUGGAGUAGGUAUGAAUUUGCAGAGUUUCUUGUUGAGUUUAGGACAAAAGGACCUAUUAGAUAUUUUUUAAAUAGGAGAAAUAACAAGGUAUAGAUUCGAUGAAUGAUAUUUUUAAUAUUUUAAUUUUUAUAGAGAUAUGUGUGAUGUCAAAUUUUUCAAAUUAAUUUCUCUUAAUUUUAACCAUAAGAAUAAUUGGUUUAUUAUUCAUGAGAAUAUUAAAUGAAAAAUUUGUAUGAUCCAUCAUGAAUGCUCUUAUUUAUAAAAUGUAUGAUAGCUCGAUUUGCUCUAACUCAAUCAGAAAGUCCCAAUCGUUGAAAUUCGGAAUGCCUUUGUUGCUAAACAAUAUUAUGUGCGAUAUAAACAAAGAAAACAAAUGGUAUUAAUGAGGCACAUUAAGAUUCUGCCAUAUCUUGUGUCAGAAGUGAGCACUGGUUAGGUUUAUAUACAAUCCCAUCAAUCAUAAAACAAAAUACAAAAUAAAACGAGUCGGAAAUAAAAACUAUAUCCCUAUGUUACACAAAAUAAAUAUAUUCUAAUUCUAUUAUGUUUUUUUAAGUAAUCUAAACACGGAAAACUAAAAUAAUAUAACAUUUUUUUUUUUAUAUAUCUUAGCUACACGCUAUGGCUUGUUGUUUAAAAGCUGUAGGUACUGCGGAUGCAGCCAUCGGUGUAACCACUUGUCGUUUAGCAUGUGGCGGUCAUGGAUUUAUGAACAGUAGUAAUCUACCAAACAUAUACACGCAGACUACUGCUGCAGAAACGUACGAAGGAGAGAACACAGUGUUACUUUUACAGACAGCUAGGUAAAACAAUAAUAAUAAUAAUAAUAAUAAAAUUGUUAUAACUAAAGACCGGAUUUAUAUGUACUUAUAAUUGUUAAAUAUGAAUGCGAAAAAUAAGCACUAAAAAAGUCAAAAUAUGUAGAAAAAUGUUACGAAAUAUGCAAAAUAUUUUAUUACGUUUUUUUUUUUUAUUGUAAUUCACAAUUUCGAACUGUAAAUUAUUAAUUAUUAUAAUUUGUGUAAACAAAAAGUAAAAUAAAUACUUAUAAUUUAGUAUAGCAUCUACAUGCAGUAUAAAAAUGUAAUAUUUAAAUUUUUUAUGUAUGACUGUAUGAGUAUUUUAAAUUAUACAUACAGUUAAUUAAAAUCUGUAAACACAAAACUAAGAAUAUAUUUUAUUUUUUAUUUUUGAAUACAUUGCAAAAACAAAAUAAUUAGUAUUUUAGUAAUCUAGUUUAGUACAUUAUUGAUAUGAAAAAAGUACAAAAAAAAUAAUAUGUUAAUUGGAAAAACAGUAAGUUACCAAAGUGUGUUACAUGUUCAUGUUUUUGUAUUUUUUUUACUUGUUUAUAGUGACCAAAUAUGCAAAAACACGCAUAAUAUUAUACACUUACGUCGAAAUAUGAAAAAAAUAUGCAAUAUACAAUUUUCUUAUUUAAUCAAUCAAGUAAUGAACUUUCAUUGACUGUAUGUGUACGAUGUAGAAAUUACAAAUAUGCAAUUUAUGCAAAAUCUGGCCCUUAGUUAUAAUGCUUUUAACGAAAAAUGUAAAUUAAAUUUUUUUAAUUAAAGAUUUCUGAUGAAAACGUAUCGUACUGUAAAAACAGGAAGUUUUUCGACGUCUACUACUUUAUCGUACAUGGAAAAUUACAACGAUUUGAAAAAACGACGAUGGACAUCAACAUUAGAGUGUAUGGCGAGUGCAUUUUAUCAAGUCGCCGGAAGGUAUAAGAGAUUCAUUUUAUAAGAAAAUGUUUAACAUUAUUUUCUAACUUACUAGUAUAUUUUUAAACGUGUUUUAGUAAGAUCGAAGACUGUAAUUUAACCAUCAAACGACUGGUGAACUCCGGAGUUACUCAGGAGGACGCUUGGAAUCAAACGUCCAUCAAACUAACUCAUGCAUCUGAAGUAUAUAUUAUACGUGCUAAUAAUUUAAUUAAGUAAAAAUGUAAAAUGCAAUAUACCUAUAUAAUUAGAUAUUUUAUUGGGUAACUCCAAUAUUAUAUUUGAUUUAAUUUUUUCCAUGCAAAAUAUUUUAUUAAAAUGAUGCGCAAAAAAUUUAAUCAAAUAUAAUUGAGUGUAAUGAGAGUGACAUUUAGUUGAUUUUUAUAGGCACACUGUAGAGCAUUUGUUAUCGAUGUAUAUCUGAAAAUUCUUCAAACGUCUACAUUUUCGACGGAGAUAAUGAAAGUACUCACUGAUCUGGGUGAGCUUAUUUGUGCGUGUUGGAUAAUAAAUCGUCUUGGAGAUUUCCUACAGGUUAAUCGUUAACUAUAAUAAGAUAAUUAUAAAUAAUUAUAUAAACUUGAUUAUUUAUUUUUCAGUUUUCGAAUCUAAAACCAUGUGAUGUGCAGUCCAUACAAUAUUUGUUAGAAGAUUGCUUAAAACGUAUCAGACCAAAUGCAGUAGGUCUUGUAGAUAGUUUUGAUAUUCACGAUAAUAUAUUGGACUCGACGCUUGGUUGCUACGACGGUAACGUGUACGAACGAAUUUUUGAAGAAGCCAAUAAGAGUCCUUUGAACAAAGAGCCUGUAAAUCGUUCGUUUGAAUUGUACUUAAAACCUUUUUUGAAGUCCAACAUUUAA